AAUAUACUUUCUGUUUUAGAUAUGAUUUUGAAAAAACUCCUCUCAUGUCCACAUACUUAGUAGCCAUAGUGAUAGGUGAGUAUGACUUUGUAGAAGACACAUCAAGUGAUGGGGUUUUAGUAAGAGUAUACACACCCAGAGGAAAAAAGGAACAAGGAAAUUUUGCUCUUCGAGUGGCCACAAAAGUGUUACCAUAUUACAAGGAAUACUUUAACAUAGCUUAUCCUUUACCCAAAAUUGAUUUGGUUGCUAUUGCGGAUUUUUGUGCAGGUGCCAUGGAAAACUGGGGCCUUGUAACUUAUAGAGAAACCUGCCUUUUAGUAGAUCCACAAAAUUCAUCAGCUGUAAGUAAACAAUGGAUAGCACUUGUGGUUGGACAUGAGCUUGCGCAUCAGUGGUUUGGGAAUUUGGUUACAAUGGAAUGGUGGACCCAUUUAUGGCUUAAUGAAGGCUAUGCAUCAUUUGUGGAAUUCUUAUGUGUCAACUUCCUCUUUCCAGAAUAUGACAUAUGGACACAGUUUGUUAAUGACUCUCAUAUAAAAGCUCUUGAAUUGGAUAGCCUGAAAAACUCUCAUCCCAUCGAAGUACCUGUUGGUAAUCCAGCUGAAAUUGAUGAAAUUUUUGAUGAUAUAAGUUAUCACAAGGGAGCAUCUGUAAUUAGAAUGAUACACCAUUUUAUUGGUGAUGAUGAUUUCAGAAAAGGAAUGCAUUUGUACCUGGUCAAACAUCAAUAUAAUAAUACAUUCACUGAGGACCUUUGGGCUGCACUGACUGAAGCAAGUAGUAAACCAAUAGCGGAAAUUAUGUCGACUUGGACCACACAACUGGGAUUUCCAGUAGUUAAAGUAACAAGCCGGCCAGCAGAGGGUGACAAAGGUGUCAUUUUAACACUUACUCAGAAAAAAUUCACAGCAGAUGGCACAGAUGAGAAUGAAAACCACUUCUGGAUGAUACCACUUUCCAUAUCUACCUCUAAAAACCCUUCCAAAGAAGCAAAGACCAUAGUUCUCAAAACUCCAAGUGCUGAAAUUUUUGUACCCGGAGUUGAGCCAUCUGAUUGGAUCAAACUCAAUCCUGGCACCAUUGGUUUUUACAGAUCUCAAUACACAUCGAGCAUGUUGGAAAAAUUCAUACCUGCCAUUCAAAAUAGGUCUCUUCCUCCAUUGGAUAGACUAGGACUUUCGGAUGAUCUCUUUGCUAUGGUGAAAGCUGGCCAUAAUAGUACUGUUGAAGUACUUAAAUUGCUUAAGGCUUAUGAAAAUGAACCAGAUUAUAAUGUAUGGACUUCAAUCAAUAACAUACUUGGUAGAAUUGGCCAACUUUUAGGACAUACUGAUUAUGAAUCGGAUUAUAAGCGGUAUCAAAGGCAACUUCUGAGUAAAUUAUAUCAGAGGCUUGGUUGGAAUCAGAAACCAGGUGAAUCUCACCUGCACAAGUUGCUCAGAGGUUUAGUUUUGGGUCGAUUUGUUUGGCUAGAUGACAAAGAUUCAAUAUUAGAAGCACAAACCAGAUUUUCGUCUCAUCUGAAGUCUGAGCAAAUCUUGUCAGCUGACGUCCGUAGUGCUUGUUAUAAGACUGUUCUUAGAGCAGGAGGUGAAGAAGAGUAUCACAAAUUAUUGGAAUUAUACAGAUCCACAGAUUUGCAUGAGGAAAAGGAUAGAAUAAGUCGAUCUCUUGGAGCCGCCAAACAUCCAGAGUUGUUGCAGAAAGUUCUUGAAUUUGCUAUGUCGGUAAGUUUUUGCCAAUCAAAAGUUAGGAAUUCAAAUAGAAGAUCGAGGGACGAAUGAAAAUGAAUUAUAAAU
Leptinotarsa decemlineata (Colorado potato beetle) is the source of this 1802-nucleotide messenger RNA. RefSeq names its product puromycin-sensitive aminopeptidase (gene Psa). Gene Ontology annotation, cellular component: cytoplasm; membrane. Gene Ontology annotation, biological process: peptide catabolic process; proteolysis. Gene Ontology annotation, molecular function: zinc ion binding; metalloaminopeptidase activity; peptide binding. The record is from RefSeq and is a predicted model, not a curated record. NCBI's taxonomy places the organism in Eukaryota, Metazoa, Arthropoda, Insecta, Coleoptera, Chrysomelidae.